AUGAUAAUAUCGAUCCCGAUGUCCAGACAAAUGUUAGUGCCGCUGUCAGAAAGAAAGAAGAUUUUCCGGUCCAACAGAACAAACUACAAGGAAAAAAAGCUUAACAUAACAGCAGGAAAGGGCAUUUCAAUCCUAGAUUUGCAAAACGAACCAGUUGCAGGACCUAGUGGUGUUAAACAAAACAUUUCAAACCGCAACAAAAAACUAGAACAACAACUUCUAGUGAUUCAGAAAGCUCUGUUGCUAUGUCACUUCAAUCGGAGGGAGAGCCUGAUGAUGGCAUUGGAAGUGAGACUAAAUUCACACAAGAAAAUACAAGCGAAAGCACCACAUGCAAAGGAAGGAAUGAAAUAA
Acanthoscelides obtectus is the source of this 354-nucleotide messenger RNA. NCBI's taxonomy places the organism in Eukaryota, Metazoa, Arthropoda, Insecta, Coleoptera, Chrysomelidae. The record is from the annotation of a GenBank genome assembly.